Messenger RNA from Cylicocyclus nassatus, 989 nucleotides. Lineage: Eukaryota; Metazoa; Nematoda; Chromadorea; Rhabditida; Strongylidae. The record is from the annotation of a GenBank genome assembly.
CAAGAUCUUCCGUCCAAAUGGCGAACCUCGAGUCACCGACCGCCGAGAGCUAUGAUCUUACUACGGGAAAAACGCGAUUCAACUGGAACACGGAAGAUGCAAUCAGCGUGGAAUCUGCGCCAACAAACAAAAACAGGAGUUUCUCCAUUUUCACAAAAAUGAUUGCCGAAUUUCUUGGAGAUUUCACUUUCGUCUUUAUUGGCUGUAUGCAAACUGUAGUAACAGUUGCAAGUGAUGGCGAAUCAGCUAGAGAAGUAGUGGAUACCAUUCUUCAUGCAACUCUCGCACAUGGUUUUGCUAUAUUUAUACUCGUUGCGGCUUUGGGACAUAUAAGCGGAGGACAUUUCAAUCCAGCUGUCACAUGGUCGGUGGCCGGUGCCGGAAAAAUGCCUCUUUGGCAUGUACCGUUUUAUUGGUUUGCUCAGCUUCUCGGAGGUUUCUGUGGUGCUCUUUACGCAGCUUUAGUCAUGACUAAAGCUCAGCUCUACGAAAGUCACGCUGGUGCCACUUUGCUCAGUCCUUCCAACAAGUGGUGGGAGGGUCUGGCAAGCGAAUCUGUGGUCACAUUUUUCCUUUGUCAUACCGUUCUUCUCACCGCUGUUGAUACAAAUAAAAACUUGCUCGCUCCAUUGGCUAUUGGUUUGACAUUAAGUAUUGACAUUUUGUCAACGGGAGCAAUAACAGGGGCGUCAAUGAAUCCGGCACGAUCUCUUGGUCCAAAUAUUGUCGGUCAGAUCUUCAUCAACGAGACUUCCUUACCACUACACUUCUGGGACUAUCAUUACAUCUACUGGGCGGGUCCAUUUAUCGGUGCUACAGUAGCAACAUGUAUCUACUGGAUAUUUGAAUCACGGCAAGUUCGAUUGAUCCGAUGACCUGCUCAGAUCUGCCGCACAAUUUAUGUCCUAUUAUGACAAUCAACUACAUCGUCUUAUUUGGGUAUACGCUGUUGUUGAUUGUUUUCGAAGAUAUAAAAUAUUUAUGCCUGC